AUGAUGAGCCACGACCAACGCAGAGCAUCCGACGUUCUUACCGCCGCAAGACCGAACGGUCGAGGGAGCAACAAGCCCACCACCUCCAUCCUGGGCCACAAGAGGACAGGCUCGGGCCGCAUCGAGUCCAAAGAGAACUACGCCGGUGCAAGGGACAUCCGCGCGUCGCCCACCUUCUCAGAAGCCAGCAGCAGGCAGUCGCAAUCGCCCUACAGCCCCGCGCUGCACCCGGCCGCCAGAGAUCACCGAAAUAGUGCCCCUAUUGCCAGUCUGGGAGACCUGGGAUCGCCGCGCGACACGAGGAUACCGCGCCCCAAGACAACCGCACCGAAUUUAUCCACCACCAACCCUCGACGGACACCGCAGAUGCAGUCGCCUAGCGGCCCCUCGAGGAAUGUUCGCCAGCCCAUCGGCUUAAAGGCUGCCUUCAAGCUCGCCGAGGAACAAGAAGCUAGAGAGCGCAGCGGCAGCGACGAAGAUGGAACGAUCAAUCUCCGACAGGCCUUCAACAUGGCGAAUGCUGAGGCAAACCACCUGGCGCUAGGCUCGCCAAGCCCGGCCCCUCGGUCCUACCGUCGUAGGGAGUCGGAGGAUCUGAGAUCGAAUCAGUUCUUCGGCUCCGGGGGGCCGAGUAUGGAUCUUGGUCUGCAGCUGAAGAAAUUUGACCGUAACCACCAGCUCGGCAAUGCCGGCGCUUCCGGCGCUGGUGCAUUCACGACUAAGGGUCGGGUCGGACCAAAGGUGGCCGAGACCGCUCAUACUUUGGCUGAGAAGGCGAGCAACAGCAGCUUAGGGAGCAGCCCCGAGAAUCGUAGGACAAGCCAGCCGAACCUCGACCCGGGAAAACAGAAACAGCCAGCUUCUGGCAUGGUGGACUGGGAGAAUGCCGGGAGGGAUUCUCUUCUGCCCUCUGUCGAGUUUGCUCCACUGCCACCGGUAGAAUUUGACGGUGAUGUUGACCUCAAAGGCUCCCCAGACGCCAAGCCCAGCGCCUUUUCACCCGAAAAGAGCUUCAAUUGGCAUCUAGAUGCUGAUUUCACCGCUGGAGACCUGCAGGUGUCCAAUAGUCCACGGAUCAAGCUGGCCAACAGCAGCACUGCGUUUGGGGACCCGUCCACUUCAGAAUCACGUCGGAGCAACGACAGGCUGAAACAGAUCAAAGCGCUUGAGAUCGAAGCAGCAAACGCGAUCAUUUCAGAUGAGGAAGCAAGCUCGAUCGCAAAGCGGGGGAACUCACGGUUGGACGAAAUCCGAGCGCGUGAGAUGGAAGCAACGUCACCGAGGGCUCUUGCGCAGAGUCGCUUGGAUGAGAUUCGAGCCCAGAAUUCCGAGGCUCGCUCCCGCUCACAGUCGCCUGAAGAAGCCAGGACCAGCAGCAAACCAGGUUCGCGGAGCAAAUCUGCAAGUCCGGCGAAUGACCAGGCUGAGAAGAUGACGCAUGGCUCAGUGUCUCCUUUUAUUGACAGGCCCAGCUCCGGCACACCACUAUCAAGUUUGCGAAACUCCUACCAUGAGCCCCUUGACGGGUUAGAGAAAGGCAAAGACACAGCGUCUCAAGACCAGCCUAAGGGGCUUCCAGGGGAUGACUCGUAUGAUUUACUACGCCGUCUUGCCCGAGCAACAAGCUCAAGUCCCAGCCCGAAUGCUUCACCCACACUUUCAGGGCCCAUAGCAAAGGUUGAGGCGGGCUCAACCCGUACCUCAGAAGAGAGAGACAACAGUCGUCCGCUUCUCACCCGACAGGACAGGCGACCCAGGGACCUUGGAGCUAAGAGCUCUAGAGACAGGCUGACUGUUGGCUUCGCUCAUUUGCGUAAGGAGCAAUCUAGCGACUCUCUUGAGGAAAAACGCCGUAGUUUGGCAAGUUCGGAGCCCGACCCUACCGCUCGCAUUGAAGCUGAGAUGAAACUUUUUGCGUUGGGUGACAACUACUCCGAGAAGGGUUCGACCCGUGCCCCAUCCCCAGGCUUGUCAGAGAAAUCAGAGCCUAUCGAGGAGCAAACGCCAAGACCACAAAGGAAUAUUGUUGAUCCUCUGAGCCAGCCUACCCCCCGAGUGACUGGCGCUUACGUAGAGACGCCCAUGACAGUAAAGGCGGAGAGAGACAGCGACUGGGUCGAUCUAGAACCUGAUAAGCAAACGUCCAGCUCUUCAGGGGUCCUAUCGGGAUUUCGUAGGUGGACAGGUGCAUCGACUGGACGCUCAGAGGUGCCUCAGGUCAAGCGGGAAGGAAGCAAUGCUUCGGAAACGAUGAUCAAAGCUAGUGGAAGAUCGUCGGUCCCAGCAGCACGCCGCACUCGGUCAGUAUCAAGACGCCGCCGGCCACUUGUCAACACGGCCAAAAUACCGACGGUCAAGGAUGACCUCCGCGCUAUACUGCGUCAACAUCAGAUUGAUGACUCGACCCUUGAUGAUUUUGAUGGCUUUUUGUUAGACCAAGAUAUCGAUCACGAAGAGCUUGAGAAAAUUGUAGAUGACACGGUCACUAAGUUGGAAGAAGAUCUGAACGUUCCGGGCCUCACCGACCAUGAACGGGAACUCCAAGCAUAUGACCGGAUGAGCAAGACUCUCAAAACUGGACUUCUGGGUAUUCGUUCUGCGAAGCAAGGAAUUGAGCGCCUCGAGGACAAGGUGGCCCACUCUGAGAAGAAGGACCCCUUGAUACCCGUUUUGGCUGACCUAGGUCUGUCAUCCAGCUCACCCAUCCCGCUUUUCCACCCACAGCUCGGUGACUCGACCACACACAUAUAUGUUCCGCCGCUUUAUCGCCGCCAUCCUUUCAGAUUUACACCCCUCGGCCUCCUUACCCUGAUUUUGAGUAUCUGGUACACCGUCGAAUGCAUCUUUUGCAGCCUCUACGUCGAUCCUUACGACUGUGCCGAUCCGAAACUACCUUGCGACUGGUCACCCAAUGAGCCCUACUAUCCAUAUGCGGCGCCUUUCAUGUUGGACGAAUGGAUUACCGGCGGAAAGGGGCGCGCCCUGGCAUGGCGUGUCGGUGAAGAUUUGGGCGAUAUCGUCUCGGAAGUAGUCGACUGGGCUACUGGACACGACUUCACUCAGGAGGACGAGUUAUACAUGGAUGUCUGGCAGAGAAAGAGACAUCGAAGAAGAUUGAAGAAGUGGGGUCUCGUUCGAACAUGGAUAGAACCCAUCGAGUUCAGAGACAAGUUCCGGGCUUGGCGAGAAGCUUGGAGCGUGCGGCAGCGUGCUCUUGAGACUGGGGAACCCGUCUGGGGCGAUGAGAGCAUGAGUGCCGAUGAGAGGCUUUAG
This is a messenger RNA of Neoarthrinium moseri, 3273 nucleotides long. RefSeq lists its product as uncharacterized. The record is from RefSeq and is a predicted model, not a curated record. Lineage: Eukaryota; Fungi; Ascomycota; Sordariomycetes; Amphisphaeriales; Apiosporaceae. The coding region runs from base 1 to 3273 and encodes 1090 amino acids. The transcript has a single exon.